AUGGUUCCAGGCGAGGUGGGAGAAACCCUCAAGAAUGCCAACAUCGACCUGGAAAACGGAGGAAGUAACCGACUCGUAGAGUUUUUACCCAACGACCCAGAGAACCCACAGAACUGGCCGUUGGCGAAGAAGGUGUUCGUGACCUUUCAGAUCUGCCUUUUGACGGCCAGCAUCUACAUCGGCUCCGCCAUUUACACGGCCGGGCUGAAGGAUGUGAUGCUGGUCUUUGGAGUCAGCCAAGUCGCCGCGCUGCUUGGUCUCACACUUUUCGUGGCUGGAUACGGCCUCGGCCCUAUGAUCUGGAGCCCUCUCUCCGAGAUCCCCUACAUUGGCCGCAAUCCCAUUUAUAUCGGUACACUUUUUGUCUUCAUCCUCCUGCAGAUACCAACGGCGUUGUCAGUCAACUUCGGCAUGCUCCUCACUUUUCGCUUCCUCUCGGGGUUCGUUGGGUCUCCUGUCCUCGCAACCGGCGGCGCCACUUUGGCAGAUAUCUGGGCGCCAAAGAAAAGAGCUUAUGCAAUUGCGUGUUGGGGUAUUGCUGCCGUGGUAGGACCUACGUUAGGCCCUGUCGUUGGCGGCUUUGCGGCCAUGGCCAAGGGCUGGACGUGGCCCAUCUGGGAGUUGAUGUGGCUAAGCAUCUUAGUAUUCGUCUUACUCUUUUUCUGUCUGCCAGAAACAAGCUCGGCAAAUAUCUUGUUCCGUCGAGCGAAACGGCUUCGAGAAAUUACGGGCGACGACAAGUUCAAGAGUAAACCUGAGAUCUUGGCCGAGGAGAUGACCGGCAGGGACAUUGUCAUGAUGUGCCUUGUGCGUCCAUUCACGCUCAGCUUCACUGAACCCAUGCUGUUGCUACUAAACCUCUACAUCGCCUUGAUCUACGGUCUACUUUAUCUCUGGUUCGAGUCAUUCCCGAUCAUAUUCAGUGGUAUCUAUGGCUUCAGCGAUGGAUUGGUAGGUCUGGCCUUCUUGGGUAUCAUGGCCGGAGCCUUCAUUGCCAUACCGCCUUUCUUCUGGUACGUACGCAAAUACCUCGAGCCGCAAUUCGACGAAAAUGGCGACAUUCAACCUGAAAAACGUAUCCCGCCUGCUUUUGCCGGUGCAUUUGCAAUUCCAUUAUGCCUUUUCUGGUUCGGCUGGACGGCGAGGGCAGACAUCCACUGGAUUGUGCCCAUUAUCGGCUCCGCAUGGUUCAGCAUUGGCUCCAUGUUUCUGUUCAACUCAGUGCUCAGCUAUUUUCCUGAUGCGUACCCAGAAUAUGCCGCGUCAGUUCUCGCAGGCAAUGAUUUGUUCAGAAGCGCCUUUGGUGUGAUUUUUCCUCUUUUCGCAAACACCAUGUACGAGAGGCUGGGUGUGAACUGGGCGAGCUCUCUAUUGGGAGUAUUGGCGGUCGUAUUUAUUCCUAUUCCGUUCGUCCUAUACAAGAUUGGGGCCAACUUGCGGAAGAACCACAGCAAGUACGCGAGAAAGGAUCUUUAG
Messenger RNA from Colletotrichum navitas, 1476 nucleotides. Its product is annotated as multidrug resistance protein. Gene Ontology annotation, molecular function: fluconazole transmembrane transporter activity; xenobiotic transmembrane transporter activity. Gene Ontology annotation, cellular component: plasma membrane. NCBI's taxonomy places the organism in Eukaryota, Fungi, Ascomycota, Sordariomycetes, Glomerellales, Glomerellaceae. The record is from RefSeq and is a predicted model, not a curated record. Bases 1 to 1476 code for a protein of 491 amino acids. The transcript has 4 exons. Gene Ontology annotation, biological process: xenobiotic detoxification by transmembrane export across the plasma membrane.